AUGCUAAGGGAUGGUGUUCUAUUAUGUCGUCUAUUAAACGAAUUAUCCCCCAAUUGUGUGGAGGAGAAAGAAAUCCAAAGGCGACCUCAUAUGUCAGAAUUUACUUGUCAUAAAAACAUUUGUCUAUUCCUUGGUGCCUGCAAAACUGUAUUCAAUUUGAAACAAGAACAAAUGUUCGAAGCUUGGGAGUUGUUUCGUUUGCAAGACUUCGCAAAAGUUUUAUCCGUCCUUUCUAUGUUGUCCUACUCGGAGCCGGCAUUGGCAAAGAACGUCAGACCAUUCCCCUCCGAAAUAGAUGCUACAUUGUCUCCUAAUCUUCCUCUUCGAAUACGUCCUCCUCCGGAAGAAGAAGCCAUUUAUCGAAGUUUACAAGAUGAUGUAGAAAAAGUUGACUUGGACGCUGCCAUCUAUGACAUCUCACCAUUGAAGAAUGAGGAAGAGGAACCCCAAUUCAUCUAUGACCAUAUCGUCUGUAGAAAAGAUAGUCAACGGAAACAUGAUGUUAGUUAUUUUGAGCCUUAG
This is a messenger RNA of Cooperia oncophora, 522 nucleotides long. Lineage: Eukaryota; Metazoa; Nematoda; Chromadorea; Rhabditida; Trichostrongylidae. The record is from the annotation of a GenBank genome assembly.